Messenger RNA from Linum tenue, 1080 nucleotides. The record is from the annotation of a GenBank genome assembly. NCBI's taxonomy places the organism in Eukaryota, Viridiplantae, Streptophyta, Magnoliopsida, Malpighiales, Linaceae.
AUGAUGGAUACAGCUACUGAGGUACCGAUAUAUGUUGGAGGGGUUGUCGACCGAGUUGAUCUGCUUGUUGAUCAAAUGUCAUAUUUUGAGUUGGUGAGUACAUUGAUCGAGGAUUUAGAAUAUUCGUCGGUGGAAAGGGUGUGGUAUUUGACUCCGGGACAAAGUAUGGAACAUGGGCUGCACGAGAUACGCACUGAUGCCGACGUUAUUAAUGGUCUACUUGUGGAUACCGAGCUAGGAGAGGUGUCUUUGUUUUUUGAAGCAACUAAGUUCAUUCAUGAGAUGGGAGACAACUAUGGGCAUAGCGAGGAUGUUGAAAAUGAGGAGGGUGACAACUCUGCCGUAGCCGAGUUCGUCCGGAUAGAUGAAGACGAGGCUCAAACGUCGGAUGAGGAAUAUCAUGAAAUACGGGCCCGUUAUCGUCGCAUGCUACAGAGGUCUAGGCUCGAGGAGACUGGAUCGGGGGAAGAAGUUGAUCAGUUGUUUGUAGACCCCAAUGAGUUGAACGAGCCUGUUCAACCUAGUGUGAAUGUCGAUGAAGAGGCCGCCGAUGGACAAGGAGUGGAGGGUGAACAGAGUGGUGAUAUGGGUGAUGAUGAAGCUCAAGGGUCUGAGGCAACGGUCUAUAGGGGUUCUGAAAACUCAGAUCAUGUUCGUGGCAACAUUGGCGAGGAAGAGGAAGUGUCCAUGAUUGACAAGUGUCGGUUUUAUGAUCCCAACUGUGAUCAUAAGACAUUGUUGAUCACUACACAUAUGAGGUUUGCUAGUCCUGAGCAGUUUAAAGAGGCCAUUACAAGACAUUCCAUUGAGAUUGGUGCUGAUAUACGAUGGGUACGCAGUAGCCAGAAGAAAAAAGAGGCUGUUUGUGCCCAAAACUGUGGCUGGAGGGUGUAUGCUUCUUGGUAUGGGAAGAGAGAGACCUUUAUGGUCAAGGGUGUUGGGACACCACAUGACUGCCCUCGUUCUUUUCGCAUCCGUGGUGCUACUGCCAAGUGGAUAGCUACUGAAUAUCUGGAGAGGUUUAGGGUGGACCAAGAUUGGAAUGUGAAUUUGAUGGCAUGGGAAAGGGUAUGUUGUUGA